CUGAGGCAGCCGGGAGCCGGACCUCGGGAGGCAGUCCGGAGCUGGCGGGACCUCAGAGGCCGUCCCUCCCACUUUACAGCCGGGGAAACUGAGGUAGCCCAGAGCUGGGCGGGGCCUCAGAGUCUGGCCCUCCUUUUACAGCUGGGGAAACGGAGGCAGCCUAAGGCUGGGCGACAGCAUGCUCAGAGUUACCCAGGGAAGAAGCCCUGAAUCUGGCACUAUGAAUUGGCACCCUCUGAGACCACCCCCAUCCCUCUUUACUCUGGGGGAACUGAGGCACCCUAGAGCUGAACUACAGCAUGUCCCAAGUCACUCCAGGGAGGAAGCCCCGAAUCUGACACCUCAGGCUGAAGCCCUCAGAGUGACUCUCACAUCUGAAGACCAAAAUUCUACCAUCACGUUCAUUCCUCUGUUAUUUGGGCAGCUAGGUGGAACAGUGAAUAGAGCACUAGCCUGCACUCAAGAAGACUCGUCCUCAAAAAUUGUUGGUGAGGAUGAUGGAGGGAAACUUUUCACCCCUGAAGAAUAUGAAGAGUACAAAAGUAAAAUUUUACCAAUGCGAUUACGGAACAGAUUAUUUGUGAGCUGGCGAUCGCCCCUGGGCAUAGACUGUAAGCUUAUUGGCCCAGAAACUCAGUGUUUUUGUACACACAGGUAUAGACAACAUAAAACUGACUUGGAAGUGAUCCCACCAGAACGCCCAAUUUCCCUGCCCUGCAAAGUGAACCAGUGCCCCUGCACCUCCUUCUACUAUGUGCCUAUAAGUGGAUGUCGACCAGUUCGGUGCAAGUGUAAGCAUUUUGCUGACCAACACAACGCAGACCCAAAUCGGGUUUGCAGGACGUGUAACAAAUGCCCAGGGUUUCAUAGCUACUUUACUUGUAGUUGUGGUCAUCCUGCAUAUACCCACGAGACGGUGGUAGAAACUAAAGAAGAGAGGCUGGCCCUGGGAAAGCCUGUGGGACGGGACGUUCCUUAUGCUGCAGUGGGAGGAUUGACGGGCUUUAGUUCACUAGCAGAAGGCUACAUGAGACUAGAUGACAGCGGAAUAGGUGCACCUCCACUUGAGAUUUUAGAAUCUCCGAUUGCUGCUGCAGACCACCCGUUCCUAAGAGCAUUUCAAGAGCCGUCUAGUUCUGCUCAAGGUACAAGUAAUCAAGCAUCUUCCUUAAGGAGACCUGAUGAAGACGACAUGGCUUACUUUGAAAGGCAUUACCAGGAAAGGCUUAAAAUGGAAAAGGCUGCUAAGAAGAAAGGAGUGGGGGCCUUGCCAUCCACAGCGAAACGUUAAGGAUGGAGGGAUUGACAGCCAUGAUGAAUAAAUGUAACUGCAGUAGAUAGAUACA
Messenger RNA from Vombatus ursinus (common wombat), 1346 nucleotides. RefSeq names its product family with sequence similarity 221 member A (gene FAM221A). Lineage: Eukaryota; Metazoa; Chordata; Mammalia; Diprotodontia; Vombatidae. The transcript has 8 exons. Bases 179 to 1291 code for a protein of 370 amino acids. The record is from RefSeq and is a predicted model, not a curated record.